UUUUUAACGGCGAGUCGCAAAUGGAUGUGACAUGUAGUUCCCAUUCCGGCCUAAAUGAAUGUGCGUCGUUAGUGUACGGGAGUUUUCAAGCGUUACUGGGCCGCCGUGGCCUCUCUCAGGUUCCUCUCUGCCUCAAGUAAGGAUAUUUAAGUUUAUCUGGCAACCCUGGUCACUACAUCUCAUCGCUCUUAAUUGGCGAAUGAUCAUAAGGAUGAACUUACCACUAGUAUACUUUGAUAUCUCUGUGGAUGAUAAACCACUGGGACGAAUUGUAAUUCAAUUACGUACCGAUGUUGUGCCAAAGACAUCAGAAAAUUUUCGUGCCUUGUGUACUGGAGAGAAGGGUUAUGGAUAUAAAGGAAGCUGUUUCCAUCGUAUAAUUCCAAAUUUUAUGUGUCAAGGAGGUGAUUUUACAAAUCACAAUGGUACAGGUGGAAAAUCCAUCUUUGGAGAAAAAUUCGAAGAUGAGAAUUUUGAACUUAAGCAUAUUUCUAUGGGUACAUUAUCAAUGGCAAAUUCUGGCCCAAAUACAAACGGCUCGCAAUUCUUUAUUACCACUAUAAAAACACCAUGGUUAGAUAAUAAACAUGUUGUGUUUGGCAAUGUUUUCGAGGGAAUGGAUAUUGUAAGGAAAAUCGAAAGUUAUGGUUCAUCAACUGGGAAGACAUAUCAGAAGAUCAUGAUAGCAGAUUGUGGUCAAUUAUCAUAAUCGUUAAAAUAAGUAAUUAAAUAAAAGAAAAUAUACAAAAUAAUUUUAAUCUUAUUUACACUUCCAAAAUUGUAUAUUUAAUCUCUGUUCUCUUAAUAAGGAAAAUGCGAUAAUAUGAGAACAAUUUUAUGUACAUAUGCAAGGUUAUAGAAUAUUGAAUUUUUUAUACAUUUAGAUAUUUAAUUUUUAAAUACAUAAUAAUAUGAAUAUUUUUAAAUGUAAAAGUAUAUUAAAUCUAAAUUAUAUUGCCGAAAUUAACAUCACAAAAAUCCAGAGAAUUAGAAAUGUAAAAUUACACAAGAAAUGUUAUUUCAGCAUUAAGAUCUAGCUAUGAAUAUUAAAA
This is a messenger RNA of Solenopsis invicta (red fire ant), 1052 nucleotides long. Its product is annotated as peptidyl-prolyl cis-trans isomerase. The transcript is spliced from 2 exons. The coding region runs from base 59 to 709 and encodes 216 amino acids. Gene Ontology annotation, molecular function: peptidyl-prolyl cis-trans isomerase activity. The record is from RefSeq and is a predicted model, not a curated record. NCBI's taxonomy places the organism in Eukaryota, Metazoa, Arthropoda, Insecta, Hymenoptera, Formicidae. Gene Ontology annotation, biological process: protein folding; protein peptidyl-prolyl isomerization. Gene Ontology annotation, cellular component: intracellular membrane-bounded organelle.